Molecule: messenger RNA, 2688 nt
Organism: Puntigrus tetrazona (Sumatra barb)
Lineage: Eukaryota; Metazoa; Chordata; Actinopteri; Cypriniformes; Cyprinidae
Gene: pigq
Product: phosphatidylinositol glycan anchor biosynthesis, class Q
Exons: 11
Coding region: 313-2052 (579 amino acids)
Biological process (GO): GPI anchor biosynthetic process
Cellular component (GO): endoplasmic reticulum; membrane
Source: RefSeq, a predicted model, not a curated record
GUUCACCCGACGGAAUUUCAGUGACGGACCAUCAACAAAACGAACGUUAUGGUCUGUCUACUCUUAUCAUAAACCGGUUUUCGGGUAGUUUAACAAGAGUUACAACUAGACUAUUACCUCGGCUGCUAUUUCUCAUGAUUUAGUGUAAUUAUUUUACUUUUUGGGGAGCAUGCCAGCGUUGGUUAUCGCACACAAUAGAGUUAACUUGCACGUCGUCAGUUACAAGAUAAGAGCAACUUCUGAGAAGUCCUUGCCCUUUAAAUCCCACAACUUAACUCUGAGUGUAUCUUUCGGACUUCAUAGCACACCAUCAUGGUGCUGAAGAUCUUCUUUCCCCAGUGCUGUAACACUGCCGACAGCGGUCUGCUGGUGGGCCGCUGGAUCCCAGGUCACAAUUCUGCUGUGGUACUGGCUGUCAUUCACUACCCCUUUAUACCGGGUCAGGUGAAGAAGUACUUGAGUGAGCUACAGAGCCAGACUCAGGUGGAUCUGACCGUCCUGGGCUCCUGGAGCAUGCCCAAAGAAGGCCAAGAAGGAAUGGACAGCUUCCUAAAAGACCUGAGCACCAUAUUCCCUCAGAACUGCUGGCUGCAGUUGAGCCGUGAGAUUGGCAAAAUAGGCUUUACUUGUCAGGUGGUCCAAAGCGACGGCAAACUUCUGCAGGACCAGGAGCAGAAGAACGCCGAUGAUAAGAUCAUCCUCAUUCAUUACGACCAGAGGAAGGUUAUGCUGUCCCAGCUUCACCCGGUACAGGACGACGGCCAGAAGUCCGAUGUUGAGCCCUCGGAGCUGCGCUUGGUCUUCCAGACAGUUGCUCAAAGUCAGCCUCUCUUUUUCCUGGACAAAUAUGACGACGGGCCUCUCAAGCUCACACACUGGCAGUCUGAAGGCAGGGAGGCUAGUAUUAUUGCAGAGCUUUUAAAGCAAGCAUCGGUUCCGGUCUGCAUCUUCCUCACAUGGCUGCUGUCUCUGUGGCACUGGUUGAGCAGUUUCAGGGUUUUACAUUUGCGUCCAGUGCUGUUCAUCUCAAGCAAGCUGUCCACCUGUGUUCAGUCGGGAUACAGAGCAGUUCACUUCAAGACUGUUUUCUCUCCCAAAAAAGCUGCCACACACAUGGAAUUUAUGAGAAAAGCAAACAUUUUUGUGUCCUUUCUUGUGGAUAUAGCCCUUGGUUUGCUGCUCAUCUCAUGGCUUUAUAGGGAAAAUCGUAUAAGCAAAUUAGCAGAUACUUUGGUACCUGUGGCUGAUCGUGUGGCUAAAGAGCUCCAGGAGCUGUUGGAGUGGCUGAUGGGAGCUCCUGCUGGACUGAAGAUGAACAGAGCUCUGGACCAGGUUCUGGGGAGAUUCUUUCUCUACCACAUUCAUCUGUGGAUCAGUUACAUCCACCUGAUGUCUCCUUUCAUUGAGAGAAUCCUGUGGUAUGUCGGACUCUCAGCCUGCUUGGGAUUGACCUUUGCUCUUUCCAUAUUGUCCGACAUUGUGGCCCUCCUCACUUUCCACAUCUACUGUUUUUAUGUGUAUGGGGCAAGACUCUACUGUCUGAAGAUCUACGGUCUGUCCUCGCUGUGGCGGCUCUUCAGGGGGAAGAAAUGGAAUGUAUUGAGGCAGAGGGUUGACUCGUGCUCGUACGACCUGGACCAGUUGUUCAUUGGCACGUUGCUCUUUACGAUUCUGCUGUUUCUGCUUCCCACCACUGCCCUGUAUUACCUCGUCUUUACCCUGCUGCGUCUGGUGGUGGUGCUGUUUCAGGGAGUGAUUCAUGUUAGUGUGGACUUCAUCAACUCCUUCCCCCUGUUUGCCGUCGGCCUUCGUAUCUGCAGACCAUACAGACUGGCAGAGGGCGUUAAAUUUCAGGUGCUUUGUCAGGAGCCGGGAACUCCUCUUCACCUGAUGAUGGAGAUCAACCCAUUGAAAUGUAGCUCUGUACUUCAGUGUUAUCGGACGCCCACUUAUAGCUGUUACCCUAAGGAUUCCUGGGCCGCAUUGUGCAAAAAGCUGUUUGUAGGAGAGCUCAUUUACCCCUGGAAGCAGAAGACUGCCAAGACCGACUAACUCUGGGACCUGCAGCCAGACACAUGAACAUUGACUCCAGUGACACUCCAAAUAGUCCUAGAAGUAGAUGUUCCUUCGUUGUAGAUUUAAAUCAUGAACUUUUCUUUACAAAACAUUGAGUAGAAUCUUCGAUUGAAACUGUGAUUCAUUUUUGUAUUUAUUUUAAAACUUUUUAAGUACUUUUUAUAACACUGAAUAUGUACCAUUAAAAAAAAAAGAGUGUUACUUAUAUUGUAGCUUUGAUAUUUAAAACUUGUCGCUCAAUCACAGCCAUAAUGUAACAAAGAUCACUGGACUGGAAGUGUCCCUGUUGACGCCGCCUCAGUUUUGUUUUGUUUUGGGGUUUUUUGCUGACUCUCACGAUGGUCAGAUAGAAAGGAAAUGACUGAUAAAAGUGAGCUAUAAAAAGCCUAAUCUAGCUGACUAAUGUGUCCUGUCUGAAUGUUGAAUUUAAUACAGAUUAGUGUAAAUUAUAAUCCACUUGUGUCUGUGUUGCCAAAUUGCUGUUUUGUAGCUAUUAUUAUUAUUCAUGUAAAUGAUUUAAUUAAGUCAAGAUUUUUAUAACACGAUCAAAAUAUGCAUCUGUGCUGUUAAAUCUUCAAACUCUAAAUGUACCUCAAUAAAGUUUAUUUAAUA